This is a messenger RNA of Hypomesus transpacificus, 1770 nucleotides long. RefSeq names its product tubulin tyrosine ligase-like family, member 2 (gene ttll2). Gene Ontology annotation, cellular component: cilium. Bases 1 to 1770 code for a protein of 589 amino acids. Gene Ontology annotation, biological process: microtubule cytoskeleton organization; protein polyglutamylation. Gene Ontology annotation, molecular function: tubulin-glutamic acid ligase activity; tubulin binding. The record is from RefSeq and is a predicted model, not a curated record. The transcript has 2 exons. NCBI's taxonomy places the organism in Eukaryota, Metazoa, Chordata, Actinopteri, Osmeriformes, Osmeridae.
AUGUCUGAGGACGUCAGGGACACCCCACAGCUGGUUUUCCGGCUGCAUGAUGGCGCCCCUGAGCUGGUGCGGGAGGUGCUUCUGGAGCGUGGCUGGGAGGAGUUCAACUCGCAGGAGCACCAGGAGGGUGACUGGAACCUGUACUGGCGCCCCUCUGCCUUCCGUUCCUCCGACUACAAGAGGCUCCUCCCCUGGCAGCGCCUCAACCACCAUCCCAAAACGGUGGGCAUCACCCGCAAGGACUGCCUUGCCCGCAACCUGAGGAGGAUGAGGGGGACGUUUGGUUCGACUCUCUACGACUUCAGUCCCACUGUGUUCAUCCUCCCCAACGAUUACACACGGUUCCUGGCAGAGUAUACCAAACAUCACCUAUGUGGAGCAGCAAGUGGAGGAGGGGAGGGAGGGAGAGCCACAGGCUACUGGAUCUGUAAGCCAGUGGAUCUCUCUCGAGGCAGGGGGAUCUACAUCUUCGAGGACGUCAAAGACCUGGUUUACAACUCGUCCGUGAUUGUCCAGAGGUACGUCAGCGACCCCCUGCUUAUCUCCGGCUACAAGUUCGACCUGCGGCUGUACGUAUGCGUGAAGAGCUUCCAGCCCCUCACCGUCUACAUGCACCAGGAGGGCUUGGUGCGCUUCGCCACCGAGAAGUACAGCCUGUCGUCUCUGGACAACCUGUUCUCCCACCUUACCAACACCAGCAUCAACAAGUUCGGCCCUUCCUACACCACAGAUAAGGAGAGGGUGGGCCAGGGUUGCAAGUGGACGAUGAGCAAGUUUCGGUGCUUUCUCCACAGCCAGGGUGUCGACCAGCAGCUCCUGUGGCUGAGGAUCAACAGCAUCGUGACCCUCACCCUGCUCACCGUGGCUCCCUCCAUCCCGCCCAGCCGUAACUGCGUAGAGCUGUUGGGCUUCGACAUCCUGAUCGAUGCCGCGCUCAAGCCCUGGCUGCUGGAGGUCAACUUUAGCCCCGCCCUUUCCUCUGACUGCCAGGCCGACAUCACCGUCAAGAAAGGGUUGGUCCACGACAUGAUUGAUCUGAUGAGCUACCAAUCAGGGGACAGCCUCAGGCAGAGAGGCUACUUCCGACAGAAGCACAAACGCCCCUGUUACCUGGGCAGCCAAUUGCAGCCAGCUCCCGGUCUUCCUCUCUCCAAGUCUGUCUGCCGGCACCAAUCAAAGAAGAGGAGCCACAGCCAGUCCAGUUUACAGGCCCUGCUGACUGAGCAGAGGAGGAAGUUCCCGCCUUCCUCCCAGCUGAAUCAGACCUGCUCCUCCCUCCGCUGGGUGAGCAGCACCGCCGGUUCGAACCCGACACUUCCACCACAUUCUCACCCUAUCACCGCGGUAACCGGAAACAGGAGGACACGUCCGACGCCCUCGUCGCUCGUCACGGGGAAUCGGGCGACCGCACGCGUGUCUGAGGUUACAGACGUGUCUGGAGACACGGACGCGUUGACACCUGAUAGCCUCCGGCGGCGGGUCACACCGCAACACCACCACACUGUGGGCUUCUCUUCGUCUUCAUCCUCCUCCCAAGCCUGUAAACUACCUGCAAUCCCUCCCAGGCGACAGCUGUCAGUCAGGAGCCCCUGGGCCAAUCAGAGGCAGGAGUGGAGCAUGGCUCCUCAUCCUCCUUGCCGCGUGGGGGACUUUAUCCUGACAUUCCCCUUCAACCGGGCCACGCUGAGGGCAUCGCGAGACGGGCUGGACGUCAGGACGGCCGUUCAGGAGGUCAGCAAGCUGGCGGCUCAGCUGACGUCGCAGUACUAA